AUGUAUUGCAAAAUCCUCUACCUUUCUCAUACAAAACAUGCAGCAGGAGGAGGAUAUAGAGCAAAUAAUCUGUAUUCGACGGUCUACAUUGGACCAUCGUAUGUAUAUGUGGGUCAUCCUUUUUCCAUAACCUGCACUGUAUCGAUAAGUGAAUCAAUUCAGUGGAUGAAAGAUGGUGAAUUAAUUGAAAAAUACAGCAAGUUAUUGGGGCGACAUCAUGUGAACGAGGAAAAUUCCUAUGUUCUCACCGAAUCUGAUAUCGAAGAUGGUGAGAAUAUACUUCAGGCUACGCUGAGUGUAAGUCAGGCUCAGCCAUGGCAUGAGGGCAAAUAUCAGUGCAAUAGACUCCAUCCCAAUUAUCACUUUUUGGAGGUUGUGGUGAAUAGUGAAAGAAAGGAUUUGCAUAGACAUCGCCAGAGGGAGCACCAUGGGAAGUUGAAGAUGACGACGACGAUUGGGGUUGAGAUGGAUGUCGUGGCGACGGAAUUGACGACAUUGAGGCCAGAGACGACACAAGAUCUGGACAGUGAAGAUGGUACCACGAGUGAAAUUGGUAAUGAUGAUGUCGACAGUCAAAUUGACGCCGGCACGACCACCAAAGCAGAUGAUGAAGUUGGGGGGGAGAGAUGGGCGGAAGAGGGGGAGGAGGACGAGGAGAAUGGGGGAAAACUGAAGAUGGAGGAGAUAGAAGUUGAGGAGACAGUGUACAAUGGAAUAGACGAUGAUUUAGUACUUGAUAUGGAUGAUGGGAAGAAGAAUGAGAGGAAAAUUGAGAUGGAAAAUGUUCAAGUCAAUGAAUUAGUGGAGCAUGGGAAUGAGAUGGAGACGAGCGUUACAAUUGAGGUGGAUGAGGAUGAUUUUGAAGAAUUAUCGACACUAUCCACCACUCAUGUUACCGUUCGUGCCAGUGAGAGUGAUGUCUGGAAGGUGACAGGAAAUGCUGGGGAAAUUGGGGCACGUGAGAUUUUCACAGAGGCCACUGUUGAAAAAGAUAAACAACCGGAGAAAAUUGUCAAGGGUGAUGUUAUAGUUCCAAAUUACGAUAUUACAGACGCUAAAUUAAAAGUAUUUGAAAUAAAACAUCCACUGGUACUGCAUUGCAAUGUAACAAAACCAGGAAACCACGAGCUUCAAUGGUUCAGAAAUGGCACAAGUGUGGAAAAUUUAGCAGAUUUAAAGGGCAGAUACACGAUACUUAAGUCUGAACAGAAAUUCGUGAUUGAUCGAACCCAGGAAUCCGAUGCUGGAUUGUAUACAUGUAGGCUGUCGCCAGAGGAGAGUAAAGAAAUAAAUGUAGUCGCAAAUGUCGCUGUUAAAUUACCAUCUAAUACGGCUGUAGUUGAAGGAGAGAGAUUAGCAAUUCAAUGUGUAGUCGUUGGAACGGAUCCAAUAAUUAAUUGGACAAUUCUCGAUAAUAUAACGUCACCUGAAGCAAAUAGUGAAUAUUCAUAUUUACCAGAUGAGAGAAAUAUUAAAAAUGCAAUUUUAGUGAUUGAGAGUGCCCGACUCACUUAUCGUGGGAAUUAUUCAUGUGAAGCAACUAACUUAGCGACAUUUCAUCGCAUUACAAAGCCCGCGGUGGCUGUAACGUUUUUGCGAGUGAAAGGUAAACUCGCCGCACUUUGGCCCUUCCUAGGAAUUUGUGCUGAAGUAUUCAUUCUCUGUGCCAUAAUUUUAGUCUACGAGAAACGACGAAAUAAGGCAGAUCCCGAUGAGAGUGAUACAGAUCAGAGUCCUGAACAAAAACUCGAUCCACAUGGUAAAGAGUCUGAUGUGAGACACAGAAAAUAAGAAUAAAUUAUCAAAUGAGAGAGAAUAAAGAAAAAAACAAAUAUACAUAAAAGUAUAUGAAUAAAAUAAAAAUCACGCAUGAAAAAGAAAUAAAGAUUAAAAAGCGCGAAAUGAAAAGAAGUCACAAGGAAAAUCAUUUCAGUGAAAUAAAAUUAAAGACGAUGAGAUAAAAUGUAGAAAGUUAGAAAUACAUUGAAUUAAAAGAAAAAAAGAUCCAUCAAUGAUCAGACAAGAAAAUAAAAACACUUUAAAAAAUAACACUAAUAGAAAAUUAAUAUAAGAAAUGAUAACAAAAAAAAUCGAGCGAUUGAAAAAAAGUGUAAAUUCUUACUUUCUUAGAUGAACAGAAUAUAAAAAAAAUUAGUGAGAUAGAAACUUUGAAAAAAAAAAUCAUUUGAGAACAAAUUUCGUGAAUAAAAAGUGUAAUUAAGUAAAAGAAAAAUAGAUGAUUUUAAAAAGAUUAGAACCCACGAAACACAAUAAAAAAAGGUAAGAAUUUCAUGUAAAAAAAAGAAUAUAAUUCCUAAAAAUUAAUAAAUUUAUCUUUUUUGAUUUCUUGUUAUUAUUUUUAAUCUUUCUGUGUUUUCUCUACAUGUAAGUCAUUAAAAGAAACUAUCUAGGAAUUAAAAAAAAUAAAAUUUAUUAAAAAAAAAAUUGUGAGAAAAGCGAAUUGAUGAAAGAUGAAGAAAAAUCACCAGAGCGCUUUGUAAGAAUUUUAAUAAAUAUACUUUUUUAUAGUAAAAAAAACGCGCCUGAUUAAUAAAAAAAACUUACAUAACUAUUAAUUAUAUUCAUUAUAAAAAAAUUAUUAUAUUGCAAAUGAAAUCCUAAUCUUGUUGAAUAUUUCUUGUUUCUUUCAUUACACUAAAUACAAAAAAAUUGUACACAGCUUUGAUCAAUUUUUUUUUAAUUUUUUUGUAUCAUACAAUUUAUUGUACCUAAUUAAAAAAAAUAUUUAUCUACCAAAACUGAGAGAAAGAAAAAUGAAGAAACAAGAAAAGUUUAUUAAAAAAAAGAACUACAGAAAAGUUUUACGUAUAUAUUUAAUGUUAUAAAAAGAACAAAAAAAAAUGAGGAAAAUAAUGACAUGAAGAACAAACCACUAACAAUCUGUUAAAAAAAAAGUUCAGCAAAUAAAAAUCAGACGAUCAGAACAUUUACACUGAGAUUUGGUUAGAAUUCAACCUAACCUCAAUGUAAACGGAAUUCUGAGAAAUGUUUUUUCGUGAAAUUUUUAAUUAAUUAAAUUUGCAAUUGUUGAUUGGCUUUUGGAGGAGUUUUAGUGACUAAAAAUUAGAGAGAAAAAUCGUACUCGUUCUCUCAUUUGGCUGUGAGGUUUUGUCAUUUCGGAAUGUUAGGUUAUGUUGGCCAUAACCUCGAAAUAAUCAAGUCAAAAAAACGCUUCGAAGUUUGUUUGAAAAGGACUGGCAAAUAGCUUCUCAUACCUUUCCAAAAAUACUAAGUUGCAUCAAUUUCUAACCUCAAAAACUUCAAGGAUUUUUUUUGGUUAGAGUUUGUGUCAUUCUGAAAUGCAAAUCAAAUGGGGAUCUUCAAUAACAAAAAAAAUCAGUAAGCAAUUUACUUCAGGAUGUAAGGUUAUAUUGAAUCUAACCUCAAAAUACCAUGAUUUUGGGCAAUAAAUUCCGGACUUGAAAAAUCUGGCAGGAAAAGUCAAGAAAAAAAGGUUUUGAAUAUAAUCUGGGAAGGGUUUCUUAUGAAAUUCUUACAAAAAGAUAGUCAUGUAGUCUUCGGAGCCACUGAAAACUCUGGGAAGAAAGACUUUAUUCUGUUUUGAAUUAACAUUAAAUUCUAACCUAAAAAACCGUUCUAGAUAUUUUUGAGGUUAGAAAUUUUGGAACCUAAAAGGCAAAAUCUAGGUUGAAAUUGUUAAAAAAGCAAACUAGAUAGUGCCCUGAGAUACCCCAAAAAAUGAUAAAGUAAUUUCAGAAUGUGAGGUUAUAUUGAAUCUAACCUCAAAAUGCCUUGACUUUGGACAAAAAAUUCCGGACGUGAAAAUCUGGCAGGAAAAACCAAAAAGCUUUUGAAUAUAAUCUUCUGGGAAGGGUUUCUUAUGCUUAUUGCAGUUUUUCAGCUGUUCAGAACGUAAGAAACCGGUAGGACGUGGAAAUUCUUACAAAACGAUAGCCCUGUUAUCGUCGGAGUGACUGAAGUAGGGGCAUAGGGCACUGACAAUCAUCGUACUUCCGUUCUGUAAAUCGUGUUCCGCAUUUUGAGUCACAUCAAAUUCUUCUAACUUAAAAAAUCAUUCAAGAUAUUUUGAGGUUAGAAUUUGUAACAAUUUAAGAGACAAAAUCUGUAUUGAAAUUCCUAAGAAAGCAAAGUAAAUUGAUAAUUUUCAUAACCAGCCAAAAAUGUUCAUAAUAAACUUAUUUCAGAAUGUGAGGUUAUAUUGAAUCUAACCUCUAAAAUCUGCGAAAGUGAACAUUUACGAAGUUUUACACAAACAAAGCUAUUUAAGUUUCAGCUGAUUAUAAACUGGAUUGUGCCUUCUUAUGGAUUAAAUUCUAACCUAAAAGGGUAAUGAAAAUGUUUUAGCGUUAGAAUUGUCCGAAUUGACACAUUUUGAUGGAUAUACAGUCCAGAGCGCAGUCUAUGAAAAGUAAUCUGGAUAUCUCUUUUAGUUUUGGUGACUAGUUAUUGUAAAAAUUAAGGUUAUAUUGUGCAUAACCUCAAAAUACUUCACAGAAACAACUGAAAUAUGGCUCCUUUUGUCAAUAUGACUUGGAUAUUUAGAUUACAAAGCUAUUUGGCUUGCUUUUCUUACAAUCUUGAAGACCAGAAUCUACCUUGCAGGCUACAUGAGUCUUAUAACCUAAAAUAUGAAUUAAAGAGCUCUGUAAGAGUAGCAGACGUUACGAUAAAGUCUUUUGCAAUAUAAAAUUUUAUGAGGACUAAAACUAUCGAGGUUUUCCACAAAAAUAAGGCUUGAUUUGUGAGGUUAUGAUAAACUUAACCUCACUUUCCAGGUAACCCUUAAGCCAAAUGAGGGCACGAGGCCCACUAUUUUAAAGACAAAGAAAAGUUAUGCAAUCGCCUAAAACAACAAAUUCUAGAUAGAAGUUACUAAAAACAAAAUCAACAAAAAAAAUAACACACUGGAUCAAUGUAUACAUUAAUUGGCGUUUGUACUUAACGAUUAAUUAAAAAAAAGAAACAAGGAGGUGAGUCGUGAGAGCAGAAAAAAGCGAAAAGUGAAUUAGAUGAAAAAAAAGACAUAAUUAAUUGCUGGGAAGAGGGGACAAGUCCAAUUGCUGAAUCAACCUUGCAAUUCUAAUUACUUGUUAAUUUCCAGUGUGUACAAAGUUGUAGGUAAAAUAGGGAUUAAAAAAAACAAAUGAAAUAAAAUUAUCUCUAAAUUUUUUCUAGGUAUUGUUGAAUUGUAAAAUUGAUUAAAAUUGAGAAGUAAGACGCAGAGAACUAAUUCACCUCCUUUUUUUUCAAGAAAAUUUUAUGGUUAACAGAAGAGAAAUUGUAUCUUAAUUUUGUGGCGAAGAAAAAGAACCUCUGAGUGAAUUCUUUUUUGAAGAAAUUAAUUUAAAUUUACUCUCAGUACUUACAGAAAAUUCCGUCAAAUUUCUUGGUUUUUGUACUUAAUAAUGUAUUUCAGGUACGAUUUGGAAGAUGUUUAACUGUUCCUAAAGUGUUCUAAGUCUUUAGAAACUAUUUCUAACCUUCAAUAUUGAUUUUUUAUUAGUUCUUUGGUCGAUUCUUAGUAGAAAGUUUAAGUAAGGUUUCAGAAAACUACAUAAAACAUGCCAACAGUGUUUUAUUUUAAGGUUAUAUUUGAUAUAACCUCAAAAUAUGAAAGAUUCUACAAAAAAUUGCAGUAGCAAGCAACUUUAUAAUCAGGUAUAGUCAUUUUCAGCAUUAAUAUAGAAACCUGACGCAUAAUUUCAAUUUAUUGCAAUAUUUUUAGGUUAGAUCUAACAUAACCUAAAAUUUUACAAUAACUUGAUACAUUUACUAGAUUUUCCGAACAAAAACCAUUAGGUGUUCGAAUUUUUGGAACAAAAAUGAAGCCCGAUCUACCUUUCUGUCCAGUAAAUAUCCGUUGAUUUUCGAUUUACCCUUUACUAAUUCGAAAACAUAAACUAAAAUAUUAGAACAUCAAAAAGGAUUUAGGAAAUGCCGGAAAAACUUCAUGCGCUCUUCGAAAUCACAUUAAAGAAUUCAAAAGAAAUUUCUAAGAUUAGUUUGACUUUUAUUUUUAGUCAAGUUAAUUGUUAAGAACAUCAAAAAUUUGAGCAAAAGUACAAAUAAGUGCUCCAACGGUGAAUACGUGAAGCUGCCUAUGGAUUUCCAAAUGAUUUUCGAAUAUUUGUGACAUGACAAGCACUUCGAGACUUUAUUUAAAAACUCAUCGACGUCAAUGAAAUCCUUUGUCAAAAUUCAAACAGUUUAUAUUCUCUUCGGAAUUCUAUUUAAAAUUCCGAAUAGACAAUAUCAAAAUAGAAUUUUAUGACAAAAUGAAAAUUUGUUACAGGAAAUAAAAUAUCGUAGAAGUGAAAAGAUUGAUUACUUGAUUUACUCUGUUAAUUGACAAGAUCAUCAAAAAUUUGAGAACAAGUACCAAUAAAUGUUCUAACGGCGAAUACGUGAAGUUGUUUUUGGAUUUUCGAAUAUUUGUGACAUAUCGUUUGUCAAAAAUUCAAACAGUUGCCAUUCUCUUCGCAAUUCCGUUUAAAAUUUCGAAUAGAACGUACUAAAGGACGGUUCAAAUGUUCAUAUUUGAGGAACUCGACUGUACUUAAGUGUUCUUUUGUUUCUUUAAGUUGUCAAAAAUAACAAAGUUUCGAAGCAAACUUCGAAGUAACGAAUAUGUGAAUUUCGACUUCGAAUUUCAGUGGAAAUUCGAUUGGCUCAGUCUUUUUGGAAAUUUCUUUGAAGAUUAUUCACGGAAAAUUAGAGGGAAAUAGUUCAGAAAACAUCGGAAAAAUUACAAAGAGCGUUUUGUUGCCUGUCAAAUAUACGAGUAAUAUAUUCAUUCUGUUCGAAAAAUCCAAAUUGAAAGUACUAUCCGCGCUCUAGCGGGCGAUACGUCAGGUGUUUGAAGUUCCGUUUUGGUAUUUCGAAAAUCUAGCCAAAGAUGUUAUUAGAUGUUCGAAAUUCCGAAUAAAAAGUACUAUCAGCGCUCUAGUGACGAAUACGUCGAUUUGACGUUUGAACCUCCAUUUUGACAUUUUGAAAAUCCACUCAAAGAUAUUAUUCUAUAUUCGAAAGUUAAAAUAGAAAGUACUAUUCGCACUCUAGAAGGCGAUGCGUCAGGUGUUUGAAGUUCCAUUUUGGCAUUUUCAAAAUCUACUCUAAAUCUUAUUGGAUAUUCUAAAGUCUGAAUAGAAAAAAACUUACAGUGUUCUAGUGACGAAUACGUCGAUCUGAUAUUUGAACCUCCAUAUUGACAUUUCGAAAACCUACUCAAAGUUGGUACUGGAUGCUCGAAAUUCCGAUUAGAAAGUACUAUCUGCAUUCUAGUGGUGUAUACGUCAACUGGGUCUUUAAGACUCCAUUUUGACAUUUCGAAAAUCCACUCAAAAUGUUAUCGGUAUUCGAAAGUCCAAAUAGAAAGUACUAAAAGCGUUCUAGUAACGAAUACGUCGAUUUGAUGUUUGAACCUCCAUUUUGACAUUUUGAAAAUCCACUCAAAAUGUUAUUCGAUAUUCGAAAGUCCAAAUAGACAGUACUAACAGCGCUCUAGCGGGCGAUACGUCAGGUAUUUAAACCUUCAUUUUGACAUUUCGAAAAUCUUGUUAGACGCAACCAUUUCAUUUUUUUUUUUCGAAUAAAACAUCUUCCGAAUCGUAGUUUGUGUUCACUUCAAUUACCAGUCAAGAGAUCAUCUUAGUCAGCUUCUUCAAAUGUUCAACGUACACCAAAUUUAUCUCAAGAGGUUGAUUGUGCAUAAAUUAUUUUGUUCAGUUUACUAGAAAUUCUUAAAGAAGAAUUCACUCAUGAAAAUAUAUUUGUAGAAAGAGAAAUCGACAUAGAAUUUAACAAAGUAGAAAACUAAACAAAAAGUGAUUUAAAAGUCUAAUUCACCGUAAAGAGCAAUGCUAGGACAAUUUUUGCUAAGGAAAAAAGCAUCAGCCAAUGGGAUGGCAGGAACGUUUUCGACUGGAAAUGGGCUUUUUCUAUUGGCUGAUUCGUUUUUUUGUUUGGAAAAUUGGUCAUUUUGUUGCUGUUUUGCGUGAAAAUAAGUAUAUCCAUUUCUUAUAUUUUUUUCAAGUUAACCAACAGACUUUUUUUUUUGAUUAUUAUCUUAAGAUCAUUGAAAAGUAGAUGAAAAAUUUCUAAAAAAUAAAUUCAAAGUAGAUUCUCUCUAGAAUGAAAAAAAUAUGAAACAAAUAUUAAGGAAAAAGGCGACAAAUCUGUAUAAAAAAAAUCUUUUCAGAUCAUUUUAUUACUUUUUUUUUAAGCAUUAUCCAUCAGAGAAAUUUAUUUUAUUUUCGAAAAAGCUCCAAUUGUUUAUUGAAAAAAAAAUCGAUUUUUAGUGGAAGAAAAGAAAGUUAAGAAAACUAUAAUUGUUAAUAAAAGAGCUGUUCUUUUCUUUUGUAUAAAAAAAAACAUUAUAUUACCAUUAUAUUCUUUAUCAACUUUUUUUUUUGAAGACGUAUAAGAAAAAGAAAAGGAAAAAUCA
Phlebotomus papatasi is the source of this 8446-nucleotide messenger RNA. RefSeq lists its product as uncharacterized. The record is from RefSeq and is a predicted model, not a curated record. The coding region runs from base 1 to 1791 and encodes 596 amino acids. The transcript is spliced from 8 exons. Lineage: Eukaryota; Metazoa; Arthropoda; Insecta; Diptera; Psychodidae.